GGAAUAGCCUUUCCACCUUGAGCGAAAAACAUAAUGUUACCUUAAUCUGGGUCCCAGGACAUCGGAAUAUUGAAGGUAACGAAAAAGCAGAUGAACUGGCAAGAGGGGGAUCUGCCAUGAAUAACGCUCUUGCAGAACCGGUAUUCACACCAUUAGGCGCAGUCAAGAGUACAAUUUCCCUAAAAUACCUCCGAAUGGCGGAGUGUAGAUGGAGGGGCCAGACGAAAUGCAAAAUCAGCAGAACGUUAUGGCCCACCUACAACCUUAAACAAUCAUCAAUAUUGUUAAACAUGAAACGACGGGAUGCCGGGAGACUAACGGCAGUCGUAACUGGCUUUUGGUCUGUCGGAGAACAGGCAGCCAAAAUGGGCAUCCCUCACAACACAUACUGUCACAGUUGCAAACAACCGGAGAAAAAGGAAACAAUCUUCCAUUUCCUCUGUGAAUGCCCUGCCCUAUGGAAGGACAGAAUGUUAACCCUGGGCAAACCGCUGUUCGAGGAGCUCGAACAACUGUCUGGCUUAGAUGUCAACAACCUAAUAAGGUUCCUGAACCGCACAGACUGGGUAUAGUCAUGCCGUAAAUAACAAGUUGGUAAAGAGGAUGUGGCAACAAAAUGGUGCGGAAGCGCUAGUUGGAUUCAGGAUGAAUCACCACUCUAACCAACCAACCAACCGGCAUAGCAUAGUAAAGCAAAACGCAAGGAAUUCAUUAGGGCCAUACUGCUUAAGUAAUAUAAUAGAUUCAAAUUGGUUAAACUUCCCAACUUCGUGAUCAGUUUUCAAUUUAAAAAUUAAUUCACAAAAUAUCAGUCUGGGUUUAACUUAAUAACAUUUUUUUUUAAUAUCAUUCCUGGCAAUUUCUGUUUGUACCAGUUAUAAUUUAAGUAAAAAGAAAACGUUUUUUGCUACCAUUUUUACCAAAAAGGUAUUUAAUUUUUCCACUUUCUACGCCCUUCUUAAAUGCGACCUUUUGUAAGGGAGUGUCAAAAUUCUAAUGUCACAAGUGAGCAAACCUUUAAUAAUUGAAUCAUGGUAUGUAUGCAUGUAAUAUUCUGCGAUAUUUGGAAGCUUUUGAUUUUUUCAUUGACAAUUUAAAAAUACUGAUUAUUUUAGGUCCCUUGCAUAAGUGCAGCUGAUUUUCCUUAUUUUGUUGCGCGAGAUGUGCACUGAUCCGGCUAGUCUGCAUAUGCAGAAAUGUAUAUGGAGGCUUUUUUUUGAUCAGACUCUAAUAAAACCGUUAUUGUGCAUAUUAGCGUAUUUUUAUGUCUAAUUAGAGUGCACAUCAUACGCGGCUUUCCAGCACAAAUUGACAAUAAAAACUUGUGCAGACGUGUUUGUAUACGCCAGAAAAGGGGGAAAAGCAAUACAAUAAAUUAAAAGAAAAAAGAAAAACAAUUUAAGUACAAGUAGCUCGUAGAUGCUGUGUAGUUAGUCGCCCCCUACUCCGUCUACUGAUCAGCUGAACAAUCGCCAAAGUGAAGCAUGCAAUGUUGGCGUUGUCAAAACAAAAAAAACGAAAAAAAAAAUACUAUCACGAAGUGAGCUAAAGCUUGUUUCAUGAAAAAUAAUAGAAACCUACAGACACAAAAUACAGCAUGAAUAAAAGGUGAACAACAACAACGAAGAGAAAAAAUCGUAAUUCGAAUUGCUCCCGCAAGACGACGAAGACUAGUACGCCCCCACAAAAGUUAGCAUCGGCUGAGGCAUCAACACACAAUUGCAGCUAAACAAAUCUAAAAAAGUACAUAUAAAUACUAAAUAUCCGCCGUUUCAACGUCAUCAUUAGGUUCGCGCCACGAAAAUGGUCAAAAUAGUCUGAGCCAGCGUUGCUGCGGACUCAGACGGCGAACGCGGUUGACGACUAACGGUGGUGGAUAGAUAAUAACAAUAACAACAAUAUAACAACUAACAACUGAUCACGACGGCAAGCUGGUGAAUCGCAAAGCAUCCAACAAUAAAAACAAGAGUAACUACAACAAUUUUGUUUAGCAGCAGCCACAGCAAUUCCUCGCUCUGAGCCACAUUUAGCUUUGAAGUUCGAGUAAUGUUUCUGUUUGUUUUGUGAGUUUUCGCCGACGGAUUUUGGUUCUCUGCUCGCAAACACGUUUCAUUGUUAGCUACGAAAUGCGAAAUAAUUAUUGCCAAGUUGCUGCGACGAGGCCUGGCUCAGUUGCUUGAGCGCAGCGUACGUGUUAAGACUUGAACGGCAUUUGAACGAGUAAAAAUCGCACGCUUGAAUUGGCUUAAUUUUGAGGCGAGACGAAGGAGCGUAGCGCACGACUGAACCGAGCUGAACCUGCAUGAGAAGUGCAGUAGUGGAAAAGUGCAACGAAUCGGUGACAAAGAAAGAAAAGUCUAUUAAAAAAAAACGAACAAAAAAUAAAACAAAAGCGAACAUCACCGUCACAAGAGUUGAGUCGUGUAUCAGACAGCAUUCAGACGCGCGGUGGCAGUGCAGCUAAAAUUACUACAAAUUACUUACUAUAUAUCGUCGUGGAUGGUGUACUAAUAAUUGAUCUUGUGUGCCCAUUUGUAAAGCCUGCGCACUUUGUCAUUAACCACUUAAGUUAACCGCUCCGCUUACUAGUUCUCAAUCGGCUAGUUGGUCGCUGUGGUGCAUAGGAAAUGUCGUUCUUUCGAAACUUCCGUGCGAAAACGCGUAGUAAGAGUUCAUCUCGUGAUGCCACACCCGUGAAUAUGCACUCACGUCCUGACAGCGUGAACAGCAAUGUAACAACGCACACAAUUGGCACAACGUCAACGCGUCGCGAAUCGAUCGACUCACGUGCAGAUUCUCUGCUCAAUCGCAGCGAUACCUUCAUACUCAACUCCGAUCAGGAGGACAAGGAGAGCAAACAGACUUCUUCGAAUAACUCAACGUUAGAGAAGAAAACAAAAAAGUCUAAAGUGCUAAGCAAAUUUGCUACGUUCACCAAGCGCAAAAAGACGCCGACACCGGAGAAAGCUGACUCCUUGGAACAUCAUCCGAGUGAUAGUGCAACUAAUACAUAUUACAAAUGGAAAGCCGAUGGUCCGACUUCGGCGCAUGCUUUGGAUUAUGAUUCACACGCUGACCCAUUUAACUUUCUCUACGAGCAGCAUUCCACCUUGAAGGAGAUGCACCAGGGUAGCAGUAGCGGUUCCAUGCAUUCCUCACACAGUUCCAACUCAAGCGCGCACAACCAGCCCUUCGAUUCAUCCACCUAUCGCAAGGGGAAAAUACCCACACAGCUGAAAGAACAACUUUCACAGCUGAAAACACAGACUAAGCCAGAUCUGCAUGAGGCUGAGGAGUUGGCUGUCGAACAGGAGUCUGCCGCAGACAAAUAUAAGACAGUUACGCUAAAUAGUUUUCGCAAAUCAUUUCGUGAGAAAUUCCUACAAAACCAACAUAAUCCAGCGCAUAAUCCUGCCUGGUUUGUGGAGGUCGAGCCGCCGAAGAUAGAAACGCGCGGACGUUGUGAAUCCAAAGAGAAUCGACCCGACUUUCUAGUAUUCGAAAAUGAAAAUUACCGCCCAAAUUCACGUUCGCCCGUACGUGACAGCAAGGACCGUACGUCACGCACUAUUAGCCGAUCGCCGGUGAAACGUAACGAAACAUUUCGCAUGGAACGUCCCACAUUCGAAGCGUCCAAAAAUAGUUCAGCGCGCCAUAAGGACACACAGCUGCCUGAAGUGCCAUCGAUACGGAUUGAAAUCAAGAAUUCGAUAACGCCAAAUAUGCCAACGCGUAUGGUGCCAGUGGGUGUGGCCAAGCCCAUGCCCUCGCAGUACAGCAUGAAGGAUAGCUAUCCAAGUCCAACAGCGCGCAACGGAGGCACUACCAUACCAAACGCAACACAACAGAGUAAAUCCGCUAAAUUAAGUAGCCGCGAUAAGUCACCGCUACACAAUUGGGGUAAGCCGAUUACCGUCAUGCCCGUGCGCUAUCCAACCGCUGUGAAGAGCGGCGCACCAUCAACCGGCGGACGCUACCAAACGCUGGUACAAAUACGCAAUGAGGCCAAUACAAAACAAACGCCGCCCACACAAACGCAGCGCUCGCCGCAGAGUCGCAGUCGUAUUUCCACACGCAUACAACUGGGUGGAGUUGGCGGUUCGCCCACUUUGCAGAAGCGCCUCAGCACACCCGGUACACGCCAUUCACUUGCCACGCCUCUACAAAUGAACGCACUUAGCAGCUAUGAGCUGUUGAAAAACACACCGACAAUGACGACCAAGUCCGCAAUGGAUCAACAGUCGGCGCUGCAGAAGCUCCAACAACCAAAGCACACUUACUUUGGUGACGCGGCGCUACAUCCUGUCAAUGGCAACACUAAUAAAACCAUUUCAACGACAACAUUUUGCAUGGGUCGUACGCCGGUUCAUUCAACUACCGGCACCAGCAGCUAUCCAACAGCGGCGAGUCGGCUGCAACAACCACAGGUGCUGCGCAUAGCUGGUGGCAGCAUGAACUAUCAAAAUCGUGCGCAACAGCAACAGCAGCGGCAGCAACAACAACCACAGCAGCGAGUGCUGGUGCCAACACAAAGGCGUUCACGUUCACCGGUCAAAAUGCCAUGGCGCUGAGUGGCUGUAUCGGGGCGAAUAAUUAGCAUAUUUUUUUUUUUUUUUGUUUUUGGUAUUUUGUAUGCGAUAUACAUACACAUUUCAAAGCUGUGUGUGAGCAUGCGCGUGUGCGAAAUCUGGCUGGUGGACGAGGCAACGCAAGCGGGAGUCAAUGCGUUCUACAAUUUUUUCUAAUCGAAAUUUGCUUCUUAAUUAACCAUGGCGGGUUGCGGCAACUCCCACGCCGCUUUUCACAACAAAAUCUACUAGGCGCUUACAAAGAUCUAAUGAAACCAAAAUAUAAGUGACACCCAUUCAGACUGAUCAACUGCACCCUGUUAAAACUAAACCCGAAGAAAAAUUUAAAAAUUGACUGAGGUUCAGCUACAUAGUAUUUCUAAUGCGAAAUAAUCGACUGUGGUGAAUAGAAAAAUCAAAGGAGACCAACGCAAAUAAGCGUAAAACUAAAAUAAUGUAAAGAAUAACUCGAGGCAAAAAAUUGUAUUUAAAAUAACUCAUUUAACGUAAAUAACACCUAUUUAACGAAAUUCAUAUUUAUACACAUACCCAUACACUCAUACAAACCUACACACACACAUAUACGACUUGGUUGUGUAAACGAAUAAAAAUUGCUCAACAAUUUAAUAAUAAUGAGUAUCAUGGAAAUUUAAUUGCUAUACUCGUAAAUUGUUGUUUUCUUCUCCACCUUGCGGAUCAUGAAAAUGGUAAUUAAAUCGAUUAUGCCCAAAAAAGCGACCUUUGCCUAAUGAGAUGAGAUCAGCCCUUGAAAAAGUGUAGCUGAUGAAAGUCAGUCUGGAGUCAAAAGCG
Molecule: messenger RNA, 5378 nt
Organism: Anastrepha ludens (Mexican fruit fly)
Lineage: Eukaryota; Metazoa; Arthropoda; Insecta; Diptera; Tephritidae
Exons: 1
Coding region: 2628-4571 (647 amino acids)
Source: RefSeq, a predicted model, not a curated record